AUGGACGUUACCGGGGACGCCGGUGGAGGUCGCCGCCCCAACUUCCCCCUGCAGCUCCUCGAGAAGAAGGAGGAGCAUCCGUGCUCCAUCUCCCCGGAUGCUGGGCUCGGGACGAAUGGGUCGGCGACGGGGGAGCUGCAGGUGCGGAAGGCGGCACCGCCUAAGCGGACCACGAGCAAGGACCGGCAUACGAAGGUGGACGGGCGCGGCCGCCGCAUCCGGAUGCCGGCGAUCUGCGCGGCGCGGGUGUUCCAGCUGACGCGGGAACUGGGGCACAAGACGGACGGCGAGACCAUCGAGUGGCUCCUGCAGCAGGCGGAGCCCGCUGUGAUCGCGGCCACCGGCACAGGCACCAUCCCGGCCAACUUCACAUCUCUCAACAUCUCCCUCCGCUCCUCCGGCUCCAUGCUCUCCACCAUACCCGCCCACCUCCGCGCCGCCGGCCUGCCGGGGUCUCGCUUUGGAGGUGGCCCACGGGCGGACGCGUGGGACCGCUUCGUCGGUCUCGGGUUCGGCGGUGGCCUCGAGAGCCCGGCCUCCACCACCACCUCGUCGUCGUCCCCGCUGCUGCUGAGCUUCCACUCCGGAAGCGUCGGCCUCGACGUUUCGCCGUCGUCGGCGACGGCUGCGGCCAACACGGAACUGUCCAGGAAGCGGCGUUGGGAGCAAGAAAUGCAGCAGCAGCAGCAACAACAUCAUCACCACCAACAGCAACAGCAGCAACAGUACCAGCAACAGAUGGCCGGGUACACGCAGAGCCAAAUGCCGGGCACUGUGUGGAUGGUGCCGACGAGCAACGCCCAGGCCGCCGGAGCGGCGCCUGCCGGUGGCGGCGAGUCGAUCUGGACGUUCCCGCAACCCGGGAGCGGCGGCGGCGGCGGCUCGGCGACCGUGUACCGCGGCGUGCCGAGCGGGCUACAUUUCAUGAACAUCCCCGCGCCGAUGGCAGUGCACGCGCAGCAGCUGGGACUCGGCCAGGCCGGCGGCGGCGGAUCAGCAGCAGCGGGCGAGGGGCACAUGGGGAUCCUCGCCGCGCUCAACGCGUACCGUGGGCAGCAUGCAGCGGCGUCGGAGGUCACCGUGGCGGGGCACAAUGGAGCAGCUGAAGGGACUACUCACCAUCAACAUCAGAAUCAGCAUCAGCAUCUGCAGCACGGGGGUGGCGAGCCGAACGAGAGCAUGAGCGGCAGCGACUCGUAG
Triticum turgidum subsp. durum (durum wheat) is the source of this 1200-nucleotide messenger RNA. The record is from the annotation of a GenBank genome assembly. Lineage: Eukaryota; Viridiplantae; Streptophyta; Magnoliopsida; Poales; Poaceae.